Messenger RNA from Oreochromis niloticus (Nile tilapia), 513 nucleotides. RefSeq names its product ubiquinol-cytochrome c reductase, complex III subunit VII (gene uqcrq). Bases 175 to 423 code for a protein of 82 amino acids. The transcript is spliced from 3 exons. Gene Ontology annotation, cellular component: respiratory chain complex III. Lineage: Eukaryota; Metazoa; Chordata; Actinopteri; Cichliformes; Cichlidae. The record is from RefSeq and is a predicted model, not a curated record. Gene Ontology annotation, biological process: mitochondrial electron transport, ubiquinol to cytochrome c.
ACUAGAAAAAACACAUUUUCCUCACUCAGAUCAUGGCUUGCCGUUCAAACCCCAGCCCGUCAGGCGGCAGUAAUGCCCUCGGUGUGAGCUGACGCCUGAAUAGCAAAGGUCGACAGACACCGGAAGUGUUCAGAAACACCGUGGACAAGCAAAGCGCCCAGCUCUCCAGUAAACAUGGGACGCCACUUUGGAAACUUGGCCAAGGUCAGGCAUAUAAUCACAUACAGUCUGUCCCCCUUUGAGCAGAGGGCUUUCCCCAACUACUUCUCCAAGGGAAUCCCAAAUGUGUGGAGGAGGGUCACGUCAUCUUUCUUCAAAGUUGCACCCCCAAUGAUCCUUAUGUAUCUGACCUACAGCUGGGGCAACAGCGUCCAUCAGCAGGGCAAGAGGAAGAAUCCAGCCGACUACGAGAACAAUCAAUGAACAUGCACCGCCUUUCUAAACUGCCCUCUGUUUAUAAUUCCAAGUCUGUACGUCUAACCAAUAAAAAGUGAAAAUAUUUAUGUGAAAUCA